Messenger RNA from Oryctolagus cuniculus (rabbit), 7908 nucleotides. Lineage: Eukaryota; Metazoa; Chordata; Mammalia; Lagomorpha; Leporidae. The record is from RefSeq and is a predicted model, not a curated record.
CACCGCACUGAUCUGAUGGCUGGAGCCAGGUACUUAUCCUGGUCUCCCAUGGGGUGCAGGGCCCAAGCACUUGGGCCAUCCUCCACUGCACUUGCCUGGCCACAGCAGAGAGCUGGCCUGGAAGAGGGGCAACCGGGACAGAAUCCGGCGCCCGCCAACCGGGACUAGAACCCGGUGUGCCGGCGCCGCAAGGUGGAGGAUUAGCCUAGUGAGCCGCGGCGCCGUCCUCCUUUCUUUUUAAAUGACAGUUUUGCAGGAUAUAGAAUUCUUGGCUGGUGAUCUCCUUACAGGACUUUGAAUAUGCCAGUUUGGUUUCUAUAUUUCUGAUGAAAAGUCAGCUUUUUAAAAGGUGAUUGAUUAGUUUUAGAGGAAGUAAGGGAAGGAGGGGAAGAGAGAGAGGGAGAGAGAGUGAGCCAUCUGUCAGUUCAUUCCCCAAAUUCUUACAACAGCUGGGAUGCUGAAGCUGGGAGUUGUGAACUUAAUCCAGGUCUCCCAUGUGGGUGGCACAAUGCAACUACUUGAGCCAUUGAGCCACCACCACUGCCUCCUAGGAUCCGAGUUAUCAGGAAGCUGAAAACAGGAGCUGGACCUGGGGAUUGAAUCCAGACACUCUAAUAUGGGAUGUAGGCACCCUAAUUAGUAUUUCAACUACUAGUCCAGAUCCUUGCCCAGACAAAUCAACUGUUGAUCUUAUUGAGGAUCCCCUGUACGUGGCGAGUUGCUUUUCUCAUGCUGUCUUUUUUUUUUUUUAAAUAUGUAUUGAUUUAUUUGAAAAGCAGAGUUACAAAGAUGCAGAGGCAAAGGCAGAGUGAGAGAGAGAUCUUCCAACCACUGUUUCACUCCCCAAUGGCGUAACAGCCAGAGCUGGGCUGAUCCAACGCCCGGAUCCAGGAGCUUCUUCUGCGUCUCCCACAUGGGUGCAGGGGCAUAAGAACUUGGGCCAUCUUCUACUGCUUUCCCAGGCCAUAAGCAGGGUGCCAGAUCAGAAGAGGAGCAGCUGGGACAUGAACCAGUGCUCAGAUGGGAUGGCAACGCUGCAGGGAGAGGCUUCGGCUACUAUGCCACGAUGCCAGCUCCUUUUUCAAUUCUUUGAGUAUAUUUAGAAUAGUUGGUUUGAAGUCUUUAUUGGGAAGUCCACUUUUUGGUCUUCUUCAGACAGAGUUUCUGUUGAUUGCUUUAUGCCCUGUAUAUGUGUUAUGCUUUCUUGUUUUUUUGUAUGCCUCAUAAUUUCUUGUUGAAAAUUGGAUCUAUAAUAAUUGAAUACAUUAGGAAAACUCUAGAAAUAAGAUUCUUCCCAUUCCUCAGGGUUUGUUGUUACUGUGGCUUGUCUGUUUAAUGACUUUUGGAAUUAAUUCCAUAGUCUCUAGUCAGUUAAUGACUGAACAGAUUGUCUUGAUGCAUGGAAUUAGUAAGUCUCUCACUUUUGCAGAGGAGCUCUGUGUGUAUGUUGGGGCUUGGCUUCAACAAUCGGACAGGAAGUUUGUGACCCUGGUCUUCCUGCUUGUGCAGAGCCUCAAGGUAAGCCAGGAGGGAGAGCGUAGGACCUUUCUUAGCUGUUUCCUGCACACGUGCACGGCCCUGGCAUGUGCACAGAUCUAUGCCUGUAUGUGGCUUUCUAGAUUCCCAGGAAUUUGUCUUCCAAGCCACUCCCAGAUUUUCCUUGUUAAUAUUUUGGUUGCUCCAACCAUUACCCAUUGCCUCAGGCAGCCACAAAGUCCAACAAUUAUCUCCAAUUGUUUUUGACAAAUGUCCUUAGGGAAAAGCUAUUCACUUGGGGCAAGCUCUGAGUCAGGUCAGAUAAAGACAACUUUGCUACAGGAAUCUUCCAGGGAACCACCGGACAGUCCAAAUAAUGACAACUCUCUGGGCCUGGGGCUUUCAGGGGCUCCAAGCCUAUUUUACCCCUUCUUGUGGCUGCCACAUUGCCGAUUUCCACUGUGAUUGUGAAAUACUGUUUGUCCAAGGGCACUGAGAACAAGAGGGGAUGGAAAGUGACAAUGCCACAAAACACACUUUAUUACUGAGACGAUGUCAUCUUCCUUGUGUAGAUACUUCCUCAGCUCCCUGUACGUGUUUGGUUCAUUUCCGGAGUUCUGAAAAAGUUCUGACCAUUCCCCCAACCCCGCCCCGUUUUCUCAUGGCUUUCCCAGAGGAAAGGAUUGCCAGAGGUCUUUGCCAUUUUCCCUGACAGCCCCUGCAGUAUAUUUGAAGUGUCCUCCUCUGUGAUGGCCCGCCCAUUUCUCAAGGCCAAACUCCAGCAUCUUCUUGGUUGGGAAGCUGUCUCUGUCCUCGGGGCAAAAGAGCCAGCUGUUCCUCUACUGUCCUGUCCCUCUGAGUUCAGCCUCUGCAGUCCACUUGGGACGAAUGACAAUACUUUAUAUCUGUUCCUGUUUUUCCUUCUUGCCUAUGAGCUCCCUGUCGGUGACUGAGGCAUCCCCCACGCCCAGCCUGGGCGCGAACAUGCAGUAGGCGUCUGUUUGCAGGCUGAAGAGUGUUGCCAUAGGAGACCUCAGAGCUGACCCAGGGAAGUGGGCUCCAGCCGCCAUUUCUCUCCUCCUGCUUCUGUGAUGCAUAGCCGCCCUGUUGUGUCUUCAUUGCUUUGCAGGUGGCGAGCUCUGUGGGAUGAGCACAGCCCCAGAGGACCCAGUGAGUAGAUGCUGAAAAUAGGAAGCAAAAAGUAAAAACCAAGCCUGUGUGGCUGGGGUUCAACAGUAAUGAGAACAACUGUAGCAGUUACUGUGCUGGACCCCAGGCUAAGCACUUUUUAGUCAGUAUCUCAUGUAAUUCUAACCAACUCCAAAGAGCAGGUACCAUUACUCUCAUUUAAUAGGUAAGGGAAGUGGGUGAACUGGGCUUGGAUGAAGGACUGACUCUAAAGCCCAUAUUAUUUUUUUUCCCAAUAUUUAUUUAUUUAUUUGAGAGGCACAGUUACAGAGAGAGGGAGAGACAGAGAGAGAGAGAGAGGUCUUCCAUCUGCUGGUUCACUCCCCAAAUAGCCACAAAGGCUGGAGCUGGGCCAAUCGAAAGCCAGGAGCCAGGAGCUUCUUCCCGGUCUCCCAUGCGGGUGCAGGGGCCCAAGCACUUGGGCCAUCUUCUGCUGCUUUCCCAGAUCAUUAGCAGGGAGCUGGAUUGGAAGUGGAGUAGCUAGGACUCAAACUGGUGCCCAUAUGGCAUGCUGGCGACACAGGCAGAAGCUUAACCUACUGCGCCACAGCGCCGCCCCAAGCCCAUAUUCUGAACUGUGCCCACAUCUGAGGGAUCUGAGAGGCGAUUUGGAGGAAGGAAAGCCACUACAGCCUUUCCCUUCCCUGGUACUUGCUCUGUCUCCUUAUCCAAAGAGAUGUGGCUCCCAGGUGUGUUCAUCCCAGCCUGGGCUCAGCUGGGACACCUUAUCCUGUAUAGCAAGAUAGCACUGCAGGUCUCAGUGGCUCCCAGGGCUGAUAGGGUGGAGAGGCCUCAUUUCCCAGACACUGGGGAGACAGGUGCAGUCCAGAGGUGAGAGAGAAAAAACGACCCCUCAUCAUCGCCCAAGAGACCCAACAUGGUGACAACCCCAGACUGCUGGGUGAGUCAACCACAUAGAGGCAAGAUGUAAUCCCGAGGGCUCGGAGACAUUUUAGCAAAUGUUAGCGGCAGGCUCCGCAGAACAGCCCCGUCCGCGGGAAGGGGGAGUCAUGCUAGCACGCAUGGCAUGGGCACACUCUUCGGCACAAGGGACCUGGUUGCUAAGCAACAGUAACUGGCCUCCCUCCUCCCCAUAACCUUUUUUCUGAGUUUCUGAGCUUCUAGUUGGCAGGGGAGGGGCUGGGGCUACCCAACCUAGUAGCACUUGGCUCCCUUUCCCUGAGACAAGGGGCCUAUUCAUGGGGCCUGAGCAGAGUUCAUUGUCUCUCUGGCAUGUGUGUGUGUGUGGAGCAGGGUGUAGGGAGGGGCCAUGUGUGAACCAGGGAGACCUUCUCCUCUAACCAGACAGGCUGGGCUGUUUAAUCAAUGCUGACCCAAGGACAGGAGCAGAACGCUGCCUGGCAGACCCUGAAGCCUUCCAUCCGGGCCAUCCACCUACACGAGGUCGGGCAAAGCCAGUUCAGUGGAGCUCCUGGCAGGCCUGGGGGCAGUUUUGGCGUGAAGGGAACACUCCAUGCGAUACCCGAGAAGCACAUCUAAGCCAGCGUUGCUUUGGAGUCAGUGCUGCUGGCUUUUAUGAUCACUGUGUCGACCGAGAAACAUGGCCAGUUCAACUAAGGAGACGUGUCUGGUCGCCUGGGGGAACUCCCUGAGAAAGGACCCACAGUCUAACGCCUUUCUGAUGGAUAUUAUUCUACCAGUUCAAGCCCUGUUCAUCUGUGAGGGCCUCUCCCAGGAGCUGCCUCUUCUAGGAAGCCUUCCCUGAUCUCCUCAGUGAGAAAGUCUGAUGCUGGAAAAGCCAUCCCCGAUGGAAGCUCAGUGCACAGGGCAGAGCCCGGGACCUGGGACCUUUGGAGCAAAGCCGGGAGACCAGCAGCAGCCCAGCAGGCCAGACUGGGCCACCGGGGAGCGACAAGUCUCGCAGGCGGGGUGCUUGUGUUCCGUGAGUCGCGGCUGGACAGUGCUGGGAGCUGUGGGACUGCUGGUCGGGGCCGGUGUUGGCUCGUGGCUCCUAGUGCUGCACCUGCAGCCGGCCGCCUCUCAGCCCAUCUCCGAGCCCUUGCAGGAGGAGGGGACGACUGUGAACUGCUCAGAGACCAGCAGCCAGGAAGCUCUGCUCCCGGUGUUUCCCAAAACAGUAUCUUUCAGAAUAAACAGUGAGGCGUUCUUGCUGGAAGUGCAGCUGAGGGACCGGCCAGACUGGAUCCUGGUCUGCCAUGAGGGCUGGAUCCCUGCCCUGGGGGUGCGGAUCUGCCGGAGCCUUGGGCAUCUCAGACUCACUCACCACAAGGGAGUGAACCUGUCUGACAUCAAGUUCAAUGGCUCCUGGAAGUUUGCUCAGCUCUCUCCCAGACUGGAAGGCCUCCUGGAGGAGGUGUGGCUUCCCAGGGACAACUGCACCUCUGGCCGAGUUGUGUCCCUCAAAUGCUCUGAAUGUGGGACAAGGCCCCUGGCUUCCCGGAUAGUCGGUGGACAGGCUGCGGCUCCUGGGCGUUGGCCGUGGCAAGCCAGCGUGACCCUGGGCUCCAGGCACACGUGCGGGGGCUCUGUGCUGGCACCACACUGGGUGGUCACUGCAGCCCACUGCAUGCGCAGUUUCAGAUUGUCCCGGCUAUCCAGCUGGCGUGUCCACACAGGGUUGGUGAGCCACAGCUCGGCCAGGCCACACCAGGGGGCCAUGGUGGAGAGGAUCAUCCUUCACCCCUUCUACAGUGCCCAGAAUCACGACUAUGAUGUUGCCCUCCUGCGGCUCUGGACACCACUCAACUUCUCAGACACCGUGGGCGCCGUGUGCCUACCUGCAGAAGAGCAGCGUUUCCCUGGCGGCUCGCAGUGCUGGGUGUCUGGCUGGGGCCACACCGACCCCAGCCACGCCCACAACUCGGACACGCUCCAGGACGCGGUGGUGCCCCUGCUCAGCUCCCAGCUCUGCAACAGCUCUUGCAUGUACAGCGGGGCCCUCACCCCCCGCAUGCUCUGUGCCGGCUACCUGCAUGGGAGGGCCGACGCCUGCCAGGGGGAUAGCGGGGGCCCCUUGGUGUGUCCAGAUGGGCAUAUGUGGCGCCUGGUGGGGCUGGUCAGCUGGGGUCGUGGCUGUGCAGAACCCAAUCACCCAGGGGUCUACGCCAACAUGGCUGAGUUCCUGGACUGGAUCCACGACACUGUGCAAAGUCCACUAGAUGGAGGAGCAGCAGCAGCCCUGAUGCCGACUGUGUGAGAUCUCCUACACGGCGAGAGAGACCAGCUGCCGCCACCCACGGGCCACCAGGCCCUGAUUUUGAGAGUCUGUUUCUCAACAACAGGCGAGAGACUGGGGCUGGGUUAGAAAUGCUAGGGGAGGUGAGAGAUGACGAGGACGAGAGGGUCCGUUGCUGGAGACGAAGAGGCUGCUGGGAGCAGCUGGGAGCCUACCCUUCCACCCUCUCCCCUCCCCAGCCACCUUGUGCGUCAUUAGGGACGUACAGGGUACCCCUGCUCCUGCCUUCUCUCUCUGGCCUGAGGCAGGGGCACGCUAAGAGCCUCUGCAGAGGAUCACCUGGCACCAAGGCUCCUGGGCAGAUAAGGUCAAGGCCAGGCCAGCCCAGAUUAGGCCCAAGGAGUUGGGGUUCUCCCCAUUGCCCUGUUGGUCUCAGCCACUUCCUGUUCUCCCUGGCUAUGUGGGACUUGCCUGGGGUGGGCAGGAUGCUGAGCAACAAGGAGGUUGGUGGUGGAAUAGGGUGUUGGUUUAAAAUAGGAGCUCUGCACAUGGGUCCAAGGAGUUCUGGCAUUCAAGUGAGUGAAGUGCUAAGUGGUCUUGGUUCCGGUCCCUGCUGUUUCUCACAUGGACCCAUCAUGGGAUGGAAACACAACUUUCCUCCCACACAUGUUGUUUGAAGCUUUGGUACUGACUUCUGUUCAUCUACUCUAGAUUUUUGUCAUCUGCUUAUUAAUUUCAUCCUCUGUCUUUUAAGUUUAUCAUUUUGAAAAAAAAAAUCAUUCCCACAUUCUUUCACUCUUCAAAUGCCUGAAAUGGCAGGGGCUGGGCCAGGUCAAAGCCUAGGGCUGGGAACUGAAUCCAGGCCUCCCAAGUGGUGGCAAGGGCCCAGCUACUGCAGCAUCACUGUUGCCUCCUAGGGUAUGCAUUAGUAGGAUGCUGGGACUGGGAGUUGCGCCAGAACCCAGACACUUUGAUGUGGGAUGUGGGCAUCCCGGCGGGUGUCUUAACUGCUAUGCCAAACACCCACUCCUAUUUAAUUCAAAUUUGUUGCAUCUGCCUCUGAUGAAAAGCCCCAGCUGACCAGGUGCUUCACAGCUUCAAGUCUGCAAACCAUGCAGGCCCCUGCUCUCGCAGGGAAGGUUAAACUCCCUGCAGGCCUGUCUUUCCCUCUUAGCUCUUGUUUUGGAAUAGAGCCUUUGGCUCGGGACAUCUCUUUCUGGGUUUAUGCCCAAUUACCAUUUUCCUGGUUAAGUCUUUCCCCACUUUCUCUUCUGUGGCAAUUAAAAUGCAAUUGGUAUCUUGUUUCUAAAAACUGCCAUGAAUUUUUUAUGGUGCUUACCCAAGGAAAUGCAAUUAGUGUUGAGCAAUCACAGAACUUUGUGGGUUUAUCAGCAUAUUUUUUUUCGAGGUGGUGUACAGAUGAUCACUCUUUCCUGGAGGGUCUCCUGUACUUACACAAAGUGCAUUAAAAAUUCAGGGUGUGCAUUUACUGUCGGUUUAUUACUUGCGGAGGAGCUUCCUGGGAGUCUGCUGUCCAAUUGCAGAAGUGAUGUGGAGAGGUUCUGCUGGGGUGCAGAACAGCCCCACCCCCAACGCCGUGGCCCUGAAACCGAGACCUUCGGCCAUCACCACCUUUUACUAACUGGUAACAUUUGGCCAGUGCUUUGCAGUGGAUAAAACUGGCUCACCUGUGGGAUCUCGCAUCUUGGUAGUGGUGCUAUGACUAUCUCUGCCCCCAAUUUACGGAGAAGAACAUUCGUUCAGAGGGGCUAAGUAACUCUCCUAACAUCACGCAGCUAGUGAGCACGAGGCCCAGGAUGUGAACUGUGCGUGCUUUCACUCCAAAUCCAUGUCUUUAUCUUGCACGUGGGUGAAUGACAGGGCCUCAUGUCGCACAGAAGGGUAGCAUUGGAAUACAUCCACCAGCUCACCUGUCAGGUCACCUGCAUCCCGUAGUGCACUGCUUGCUACUUUCUAUAGGUGAGGUCAUGGACACCCAAGGAGGGCGGUGGCCCCUGUCAGAGACUGGGCUCACCCAAAGUGGGGCAGAACUGGAAAUGCAAUAAACACUGCCAGUGGCCACUGUA